AUCCAGAAGCUAGCAGCGCAGCAUCUCUUCACCAUUCAAGAAGCUAAAAGCUAACGUUAGCAGUUUAAAAGCGCUACUAUUUUUCAUUCAGCACUUCAUUCAUUUGUGUUUUUGAGGAGAGUGUGCUUCGCAUUAAUUCCGAACAGUCAUGGCAGCGGAUUGGUUGGGCAGUUUGGUGUCAAUUAACUGUGGGCCAACACUGGGAGUCUAUCAAGGAGAGGUGGUGUCUGUAGACCAGUCCAGCCAAACCAUCUCCUUAAGGCAACCUUUCCAUAAUGGAGUCAAGUGCCCUGUUCCCGAGGUCACAUUCAGUGCCAUUGACAUAAAGGAACUAAAGAUUUUAGAUAUCAGGAAUGGCAAUACUAGGAACAACUCCUCCACAUCUACAAAGAUAAGCAGUGCUCCAGUUGCAGUCCCAAAAGGUGACCCCAGGUCUGUGGAGAAACUCAACUCUCCUCAGCACUGCUCCAAAAGCUACGGAGAACGUCACCUGGACAUACCUGGUCAGCCAAAAGCAUUUCGACGAAGACACAACUCCUGGUCAUCCAGUAGUCGAGGGCCAAACCAAGCAACACCGAAAAAGAAUGGUUUGAAGAAUGGUCAGAUGAAGCACAGAGACGACGAGUGUUUUGGGGAUGGCAUGGAUGACGGGCUGGAUACAGACUUUGACUUUGAAGGAAACUUGGCUCUUUUUGACAAAGCAGCAGUUUUCUCAGAAAUUGACAUAUCAGAGCGCCGGAAUGGUGCACGGUCACGUGGGACACCUCAAGAGCAGACACCCACACGGUAUCGUCAUGAUGAAAACAUCCUGGAGGCCAAACCUAUUGUGUACAGACAGAUUACUGUACCGCAGCCUGGGGCCAAAGAGUACUGCACUGACUCAGGGCUUGUUGUACCCAGUAUAUCCUAUGAAUUACACCAGCGUUUGUUGUCAGUCGCUGAGCGUCAUGGUCUCUCACUGGAGCGAAGACUUGAGAUGACUGGAGUGUGUGCAAGUCAGAUGGCACUUACGUUGCUGGGUGGGCCCAACAGAUUUACUCCGAAAAAUUUACACCAGCGUCCCACAGUGGCUCUGCUGUGUGGCCCUCAUGUUCAGGGAGCUCAGGGCAUCAGCUGUGGUCGUCACCUGGCCAACCAUGAAGUGGAGGUCAUCCUGUUUCUGCCCAAUUUUGUCAAGAUGCUGGACUCAGUCACAAACGAGCUCACACUCUUCAACAAGACUGGUGGCAAACAAGUGUCAAAUAUCAAAGACCUUCCAGACACCCCGGUGGAUUUAAUCAUAAACUGCCUGGACUGCCAUGAGAACACAUUCCUGAUGGAUCAGCCUUGGUACCGAGCAGCUGCUGACUGGGCUAACCAGAACCGAGCACCAGUGCUCAGCUUAGACCCUCCUGCUAGUGGACAGGGGCAGGCGGUCGAGGCCAAGUGGUCCCUCUCUCUUUGUCUCCCUCUUGCCUUGGCUGAGGGGGCUGGCAGCGUUUACCUGUGUGACAUAGGUAUUCCUCGCCAGGUGUUCCAGGAAGUGGGAAUCAAGUACCUGUCCCCUUUUGGCUGCAAAUUUGUCAUCCCCUUGCACUCUGCAUAAUGGGACUAAUGGUCUUCAUGACAAAUUGAAUCUUUCACCCUCCAUGACCAUUUGGGUUUUGGCGCCUUAUAUUCUAGAGUCCAUCCAUUAAGUUUCUAACUCAUCAACAUGUGAAUGGGACCACCGUUUGGUGCAUUAGUUCUACAAGGACUAAGUUCAUAUGGAUAGAAUAGGAAAGAGCUUUAAUACAAACUAAAUUUGUUGACCAUCAGAGGCUUCAGCCACUAUGUAGAUAGCUUUGUAUUGACAUAUUACAAGAUAUUUGGAAGAUAGAUUUUUUCAAAAACACAGCUGAAGUGUCAAAAAUAAUACCACAGUGUUUAGUUUUAGAUUGAAUAGGACAAUCUCUGACUUUAAGUGGAAAAAAAAAAUCUCAUUCUCAUUGUAAUCUAACCUAAUUCCAAAGUCAUCUGCUGAAUAAACUGAGAUCCACCAUAUAAGACACAA
Messenger RNA from Epinephelus fuscoguttatus (brown-marbled grouper), 2032 nucleotides. RefSeq names its product enhancer of mRNA decapping 3 homolog (S. cerevisiae) (gene edc3). The record is from RefSeq and is a predicted model, not a curated record. Gene Ontology annotation, cellular component: P-body. Gene Ontology annotation, biological process: P-body assembly; deadenylation-independent decapping of nuclear-transcribed mRNA. Gene Ontology annotation, molecular function: mRNA binding. NCBI's taxonomy places the organism in Eukaryota, Metazoa, Chordata, Actinopteri, Perciformes, Serranidae. The transcript has 7 exons. Bases 149 to 1585 code for a protein of 478 amino acids.